Molecule: messenger RNA, 3069 nt
Organism: Aureobasidium namibiae CBS 147.97
Lineage: Eukaryota; Fungi; Ascomycota; Dothideomycetes; Dothideales; Saccotheciaceae
Product: alpha/beta-hydrolase
Exons: 1
Source: RefSeq, a predicted model, not a curated record
CUUCAUCGUCCCUUCGAUCCUCGCCGCGACAAAAGGCCCUCAACUGCCGGCACCACCACCAAGCGUGCGCCGAACGAGCCUCAGGUCAUCUCCUCCUUGAUCGCAUCCCUCGACCAGAACAACUCUUCAAUCACCCACGCUUCUUACGCCUACGUCUCGACUUCUGACCAUUACGACAACCAUGGCACUUUCUACACCAGCCCUGACCUGCGCCCACCCUUGAAACACAGCCAAAGCUUUGGCAUGGACUACGGCGCCUACCGCCAGCCAAUCCAACAAGACGACUACGAUAGCGACGGCGCAGACUUCCCCGUCGUCCGUACCUCAAGACGUCCGAGUGGAAAGACCGCACACACUGCUCCCUCUUCGCCCGGCCUGAACGGCUUGCGAGACAUACUGCGCUCUGCCUCCAAGACAUCUCUGUCUCUGAACGGUCUCGACAAACUCAGUCGCAGCAACAGCAGGCUAAGCAACGAGAGUCGCUCCAGGAAGCAGUCGCUGUCCUCACCCACCAAAUUGUCAUUGGACGCAACUUCGCCAACCGAAAGACUCGGCCGCAGACUCUCACUUCGUCAAACCUCGCGAGAGACGCUGAGACCUCACAAGGAUCCUCAGCACUUGGCAGACCAAGCUCUGUUGAGUUCGAAUCUGAGCGCGGAAGCCAAGGAUUCGGGCAGAAAGAGCUCAAAGGGGAGACUAUACUUGGAGGAUGUGCUUGAAGACAUGGCUACACCUAGUCCAACCAUAGCCAUGAGCCGGCAACCACACCUCAGUGCUCGGCCAUCGAGCAGCAGAGGUGCUUCGUUCAAGGCUUCAGCCGAGAGUCUGCCCGCCAGUCACUCGAGAAGCACCCUUCCAACCUCAUCGAGCAGCCCGAUGACCACGGUGAUUCCGCCACGAUCCUCGUCCUUGAACAGGCUUUCUAGCCCAACCAAAUCCAAAGGCAAGAAACUCAGCAAAGGCAAACGCGCAUUGGCUGCUCUGAGGGAAGUAAAGGAAGAACGAGGAACUCGCCGCAAGUCAAGAGAUACUCUCAAAGACAUGUUCGAGGGCCUUGACGAACAAGACGAGACUGUGAUGCGCAUCAAACAACUGCGUCAACAGAAACAAGAGCGUCUCCGCAUUGAAUCUGAUGAGGCUCUGCAGACACAGAACAGCCAAAGGCGCGUGCACGACUUGGCAACCUCUCCCGCCUCGGAGCCUUCGAUCCCGCCUGUGCGAGCCGCCAAUAGAGGCGCCGCCAGAGUCCCUGAUUUACGCAAGGCUCACCGAAUGCUCGGGCUCGAUGAACUAUCACACAACGCUUCCGUGGUUCAAUCCAAAGACACUAUAACGGCUUCCCCUUUUGACAGUAACCUUCGCAGUCAACCUAGCGUCGCCCGUGACUCUCCCAACGUCUUCGCAAACCUGUCUUCUUUUCCUCCUGACUCUCCUACCAUCGGGAAUGCCUUUUCAAAUUCAACCGACCGCUAUCGUCCCUUGCAUACUCAAGUUGCCAAUGUUGCAGAGGAGCAAACAUAUGACUCUUCUUCAAUUGGCAGACGCGCUGUCGCCAGGAAGUCAACUCACUCCCACCUGCUGAACGGUCUUGACAUCGAAGGCCUCGACAUGUCACCACCCAGUACCUCUCAUUCCAAUUCCACCAUCCAAUCGCGUCCAAGGUCGAGUCGACGGAUGUCCUAUGAUGCCAGAUUCAGACGAAAGUCCAUGAGCGAUGCUCGUGAGAAUCGUCUGCUCGAGGACGACAUACUGCACGAACGAAACAGUGAUGUUUCUAUGGCAGUCAACGCCUUUUUGAACAACCCGCGCUUGAAUCAAAAGAUAGCACAUCCUCAGACUGGCCGUGUCAUUUCAUUCUCAGAGGUCGGCGAUCCCAAUGGACAUGCGGUCAUCGUCUGUGUCGGCAUGGGUCUCACGCGCUUUGUGAGCGUUUUCUACGAUGAUCUAGCGUCUUCAUUAGGUCUCCGGCUUAUCACGCCUGAAAGACCAGGUGUUGGCGCAAGUCAGCCUCACCGAGAUAGAGACCACAUUGGGCCUCUGGCCUGGCCGGAUGAUGUGGUUACUAUAACUCAUCAUCUCGGUAUUUCUGAAUUUAGCUUGCUCGCGCAUUCUGCUGGAGCAAUCUAUGCUUUAGCGACCGCCUUGAUCUUACCACAAAGCGUACGUGGAAAAGUACAGCUUCUCGCACCUUGGAUUCCGCCAUCACAGUUCGAACACAUCACUCAGAAAGACAGAUCACCUGAAGAUGUACCGAUAGCCGCUUUGACAAGAGGUCAACGAUUCCUUCGAGUUCUACCUGUGCCAUUCCUGAAGGCUGCAAAUGGGAAUUUAUUCUCCCCAGCAUCUCUAAAACCAGCCAAUGGUAAUAAAGGUGAUGGACCGGCAAGGAGUGGAUCGGAAAGCCCACGCGGAACCCCUCGCAGGAGGAACUCGAAGAGGCGACCGGACCCUUCGCGACGGGAAAGCAUGAUACUCAUGGACCAAGUCAUACCCGAGCGACCCAGGGACACCAUGUUUCCUUUGCCUGAACUUUGCGAGGACGAGAAGGGCGAUAAGACAGUCCGCAAGCCCUCGGAAGUGUCACUCAAACUCUCUGCCACGGCAUCACCGAUGGAUCCUGGACUUAUGUUUGCAGCCGAAGCACUCAGUGCCGCCGAACAUGCAGCAAAAGAACAUCAAGCAGCAUACUCCGCUCUCUUGACGGAAAGAACAUGGACAUUAGCUACGCGUGACGCAAACCCCGCAACCGAUCUCAUUGUUUGUUUAGAACGACACAGGAAUAUUGGGUUCCGAUAUGUGGAUGUACACAAGAAUGUAGUAAUAACCCACGGCAGCGAAGACAAACGUGUGCCCGUGGAGAACAUUCGAUGGAUUGGGGAGCAGAUGAACAAACACAACACGCUGCAUUGGAGUCUGCAAGACAAAGACGCGGAGACGAACGACGGUGGUUGCGAGAUUCGCGAGUUGCCUGGUGAAGGCCAUGGACUCAUGGCUCAUCCCGGUGUCAUGUCUGAUGUCUUGUCAGACAUAUCCAGCGAAUGGAGCCCGACACGAUGGUUGGUGCUGUGA